Blastomyces dermatitidis ER-3 is the source of this 1532-nucleotide messenger RNA. RefSeq names its product pre-rRNA-processing protein ESF2. Gene Ontology annotation, biological process: small-subunit processome assembly; endonucleolytic cleavage to generate mature 5'-end of SSU-rRNA from (SSU-rRNA, 5.8S rRNA, LSU-rRNA); endonucleolytic cleavage in ITS1 to separate SSU-rRNA from 5.8S rRNA and LSU-rRNA from tricistronic rRNA transcript (SSU-rRNA, 5.8S rRNA, LSU-rRNA). The coding region runs from base 70 to 1275 and encodes 401 amino acids. Gene Ontology annotation, cellular component: nucleolus. The transcript has a single exon. Gene Ontology annotation, molecular function: RNA binding. The record is from RefSeq and is a predicted model, not a curated record. Lineage: Eukaryota; Fungi; Ascomycota; Eurotiomycetes; Onygenales; Ajellomycetaceae.
AAAACAUCAGUGCAAACAUUCUGCACUCCUUUCUACUCUGCAGUCGCAGAACACCACACGAAAAUAAUCAUGAAGGUCCGAAAAAGGAACGAAUAUUUGGAUAUAGAAUCCAGUGGUGGGGAAGGGAGUGACGGCGGGUAUGAUUCUGAAGCUGCGCUGGAAGCUAAAGGCAAGGGGAAAGGGAAGGGGAAGGUGACUGGACGAGCGACGAAAAGGCGGAAGCUGUCUCUAUCUGCAUCAGAAUCUGCGUUAGCGGAUGAGGGUGGGGUUGGUAUCGUUAACGGCCGGGGUUCUAAGGGCGGGCGGGAUGCCGGGGUUCUUUCUGCGGAAGAUGAGGAGGAUAGGGAUGAGGACGAAGUUAUUGAUAAUGCGGAUACCGAUGACGAAGAAGAGAACGGUGAUGGAGAAAAAGAUGAAGGAAGCAGGGGGGAGGAGGAGGAGGAGGAGGAGGGGGGAUACCAAGAAUACGAUUCGCAAUCAGAUCAGAAACCCACCUCAACGACAUCCUCCACCGCCCCCACCACGAAGUCCAAGCCUCUUAAACCCAAGGAGACCCGCAAGAAAAACAAAACCGGCGUCAUCUACUUCUCCUCCCUCCCCCCCUACCUCAAACCCUCCGCUCUCAAAUCCCUCCUAACCCAACGCGGCUUCAGCCCCAUCACAAAAAUCUUCCUCUCCCCCUACGUCCCACCCAACGCCUCCUCGUCCACCACCACCGGCAAAAGAGCAAGCAGCAACCGCCGCCGCACAUACACAGACGGCUGGGUCGAAUUUGCCUCCAAGCGCACCGCGAAGAUAUGCGCCGAGACCCUCAAUGCGACCAUCGUCGGCGGCAAGAAGGGCGGCUGGUACCAUGACGACGUGUGGAACAUUAAAUAUCUGAGGGGGUUUAAGUGGGCGGAUUUGAUGGAGCAGGUGCAGCGGGAGAGGGCGGAGAGGGAGGCGAGGAGGCGGAUUGAGGAUGCGCGGGCGAGGAGGGAGGAGAAGGCGUUUUUGGCCGGGGUGGAGAGGGGGAAGGUUGUUGAGGGGAUUCGGAGGAAGAGGGCGGAGAAGGCGAAGGGGAAGGGGAAGGAGGUGGUGGAAGGAGAAAAGGCUGCGGGUGGGAAUGUAGAUGGGGUUGGGGCUGGGGAGGAGAAGGGUUUUAAGGCCAAGGCUGGUUUGGAUGUUCGGAGGGUGUUUAGGCAGAACGAGGUGCUGGGUAGUGGGAAGGCGAGGGAUAGGGGGGAGAAGGCAUUGGAUGCGGAUGCGAAGAGGGUGUUGGGGAAGAUCUUCUAAGGGUGGUCAUUCUCUCUUAUGCUUAUAGAUAUUAUUUAUACACUCGAGGACAAGAUUCGUUUGCGUCUACAUCAGUUAACCCUUUAUCCAAAUAAAGAAACUGCCACAGUUCCGUGAUUCUUGAAUACUUUAUAUAUAUAUAUUUUUUUAAAUCACAUCUACCCUCAUAGUAACGCCAAUGGCCCCAUCAUAAAUGCAAAAUAUUAGUCAUGGCUAUAAAGAAAAGCAGAACAGGCAAAACCUGUCUUAACCGUUCA